UCCGUAGAGCCGAGUGUCAAAUGACAGCUGUUGCGCCGUACCGAUUCGCCGUCGCAACGAGAACGUCGGCUCGCAUUUGGACAGCAAUUUGAGCGAGUAAACACGGGAUGUGCGCCGACAUGAAUCGAGCUGUUAUCCUUCCUCUAUUAGUUUUAUCGUUAUUUCUCGGUAACGUAACGGCGGCGUUAGAAAAUACGACUACCGAAUCAGUGUCUGACAGUGGAAUAACCGUAUCUUUAUGGAAUCAUAGUGAGAAUGACGCAUUUAAACAACGAAUAAAUUUAGUCCCAUUUAAUCGCUUAAGCAUCACUGUGACAGAUAUUCCAUCGGAAAUUUGGUUUAUUAUUCUACAAAUUCACACAUUUCAAUACAAUGCCACGUUAUCUUACGACAAAGCGCUACUUGAUAAAGUGUCGAGCAAAAGUUUAUUCGGCUCGAACAUUGGUCUGUACUUAAAAACGCAUGAUGUAACGGGCCCAAUACAAGUAUUCUUGAAGCACGACAACGUGCACAAUCUCGAUGCAUUGCUCGUGAUUGUCACGUAUGGCCGAAAUGCGCCGACACCGGGCGGUUGUAAUAUGGAAUUCGAUAUCGAGGUAUCGCCGUAUCAAAAGCUCCGCGCAGAAAACGGCAUGAUAAUGGUAGACACGCAGCCAGCCUCGAUUCUCGCCCCAGACGGUUCACCGGUUCCCUGCGAAAAAAGCGCGGUGCAGCACAAGAUGUACCGUCUUUAUCUGCCCAGGCAGGACUUCACUCCGGAUACGUAUUUCGACGCGAUCGCGAGUAUGCUGACCGCGCACGACAUCGCGCAGAACGGCGACGAGAUACCAGCAGGUGCUCUUACGAGUUCCAUGAGACGUAUCUACAGUGCGUACGCCGGCACAGGAUCAGUUUAUGCCGCAGUUGCUACUUACGAAGAUUACUCCUCAGCUUACGUUCCGAUCUUUACGUACGCUUGCAGCCCUCUGCUCUAUCCGGAGAGUUGUCAGGGUUUGAAUGACACAUUCGCAAAGAUAGUUUGCGCCCUGGUCCUAAUUAUAGGCUUUCUGUCAAUUAUUAUCGGGCACAAAUGCGCUUUUGUAGAUGAUUUAUUACCGAGUUCUAUGAUAACUGGUGUCCUUGGGUACAUUAUAGCAACAUUAUAUAUUGGCGACAGCGUUGCAAUCAAGGUCCUGAUAGGUUUGGUAUUUGCCGUAUUCGUUACUCCAGCCGUAUCGGCACUCUUAUGUGUUGUAUCGUUACGCAAUGUGUCAUUGGGAUUCCUGUGCGCAUGCAUCGCAUAUCUCUACGCGGGUACUUCAGCUUGGAUGUUUUGCAUUUUGGAGCAUAAUUGGUUAUUCUGGCCUAUAUUCGCAAUCCUAAUACUUGCAAUAACCAUACUUCUGAUGGCGAUGUCCCAUGCCGCUGAAAUGAUUGCGCGUGCGAUUUUCGGAUCUUACUUCGUAAUCGUCGCGCUCGAUUACUAUAUCGGAAGCAAUUUGAAAUAUAUUAUUGUCACCAUAAUCAGGAGGAUAACUAUACCCGGAUUUCAUUUAGCGUUCGUAUAUCCGCCCUUUCAAAGUGCAGAUAUAACUUUGCUAAUUAUCUGGAGUGUUCUGAUAAUAACGCGAUUGAUUAUACUAUCGUGUACUUCUUUAUUGUGUUGUGAGAUGAGUUUAAUAAUGUUUACUAAUGAAAGAGUACCUUUGCUGGCUAACUAUCGUGGCACUUCUGCUGGAAGUUCUGGAAGAUCUCUCAGGCGGCUCAGGCCGUCUCGCUUGAUGCGAGUAUAAACAACGUCAAUAUUAUCAAAAGAUUGAUUUAAGUCGCAAAUCUCAAUUAAUAACGUUUCUUGUAGUAUAAUUAUAGAUAGUAGAUCAGUGUCAUACAAACCUGUUCUCCUUCUCGUACUUCCGUAAAUAUUAAAAUGUGAUAUUCUAAACAGAGCAUAAAAUCACAUAAUGAUGCACAACAGAUUAUAUUGAAUAUUUAAUUUGUGAAUUCUUUAUAGUUUUUAACAUGAAAAUUUUUUUUUUUUUUAAUAACUGUAAUGUUGGUUUUCAUGUUAAUAUGUACCAAAGAACUAAUUUUAUGUUUUACGAAACAAUAAAAUAUAAUUGAUAGUCGUGAAUUACAGUUGUGCAGCAUUAUUAUAAAUAUUUUAUUAUAGUCAUGUAUAUAUAUAUAUAUAUACAUAUAUAUACUCACUGGCAAAAAAACUGGGCAUCUAUUAAAAUCUAGGUACCCGGUUUUUUUGCUGAUGAGUAUAUAUAUGUUGUUAUAUUUUUUGUAAUGUAUUAUAUAAGAACUUACGUAAUGUUAAUGUGGAAUAUAACAAUAUGAAUAAAGAAUGAUGAUUUGGCUUUAAAAUGAAA
This is a messenger RNA of Wasmannia auropunctata (little fire ant), 2354 nucleotides long. RefSeq names its product transmembrane 7 superfamily member 3-like. The record is from RefSeq and is a predicted model, not a curated record. NCBI's taxonomy places the organism in Eukaryota, Metazoa, Arthropoda, Insecta, Hymenoptera, Formicidae. The transcript is spliced from 8 exons. Bases 108 to 1772 code for a protein of 554 amino acids.